GAGAAAUGAAACAAUAAGAAGAUGAUCCUAAAUAUUAGUAGCCUCAUGAACAAAGAAUAAAUUCUUAUAUGAAAAAACCUGUCAAAUUAAACUAAUUGGAUCCAGAGAUAAUGAAGGCAUAUUCAGAAUAGAUUGGAUUAAAUUCACAAUAAAUUAUGCCAAAAUUAUCAUGGUAAAUUAUAAUUUAAAAUUGACAAAAGGUGGCAAUAAUUCAUGCUUAGACCAGAUAUAAGAAAAAAGUACAAUUAAUAUAGAAGAUUUUCAAAGGAAACAUUACCUAUGUUGGUCUUUGUAGUAUUUUCAACAGGAGUUUUAAUUAAAAUGGAAGGAUAAUAUGAUAAGAUGAAAUAGAAAGUAUAAAAUUCAAAGACUUUAAAAGAAAUAGAGAUUGAAUAAGAAGAUGCUGUAAAUUUUAUUAUUUAUUUAGUAUAUUAGAGCUGCCUUGGAAGGAAAAAAAAUAAAUUUGGAUGUAACAAUUUAAGAGCCAAGAAAGGAACAAAGGUAUAAAUUUGAAGAUGAUGAUGAUGAUUAAAAUUUACCUGGGUUUGAUACUUAGGAUGACUUUUAUGAAGGAUUAGCAAAAGAAGCAAAAUAAGGAGCCAAUAUUCCCCAAGAAUAUUAGUAAUAAUAUUUGGAAUAUCAAUUCAGAAAGAAACAAGGUGAUGAAUAAUAAAAGUCUAAGUUUGAUUUAUGA
This is a messenger RNA of Paramecium primaurelia, 694 nucleotides long. Lineage: Eukaryota; Ciliophora; Oligohymenophorea; Peniculida; Parameciidae. The record is from the annotation of a GenBank genome assembly.